AUGAGUCAAAAGCAACUGCACCUAACCGCUUUCAUGCGGCCGGUGAGCCUGCACACAGGAGCUUGGCGAUAUCCAGGCUCUUAUCCAGACGCCAACUUCAACCUCGCCCAUCUCAAAUCCUUCAUCAAGACACUUGAAGAGGCCAAAUUCGACGCCUUCUUCAUGGCCGAUCACCUUGCUGUUCUGAACAUGCCAACCGAAGCCCUCAAGCGCAGUCACACAGUCACUUCGUUCGAGCCCUUUACGCUUCUCUCGGCACUCUCGGUAGUCACGGAAAAGAUCGGACUCGCGGCUACUGCAUCUACGACAUAUGACGAACCUUAUCAUAUUGCUCGUCGUUUUGCGUCUUUGGAUCAUCUUAGUAACGGCCGUGCCGCGUGGAACAUUGUCACAACCGGCAACCCCGAAUCAUCCAAGAACUUCGGCUCCGAUGAACAUCUCGAGCACAGCGAGCGUUACAAGAGAGCCAGAGAGUUCUACGAUGUCGUGACCGGUCUCUGGGAUAGUUUCGCUGAUGAUGCUUUCAUUCGAGACCGCGAGAGUGGCGUCUUCUUUGAUCCUGAGAAGCUUCACGUUCUGAACCACAAGGGUGAUAACCUCCAAGUGAAAGGCCCGCUCAACAUUGCGCGUCCAGUCCAAGGAUGGCCUGUUAUCGUACAGGCCGGACAGUCAGAGCCUGGAAAGCAACUCGCCGCUGAAACGGCAGAGGCUGUCUUUUGCUCGCCUCGGGAUAUCAAUGCAGCCAAGGAGCUGUACGCCGACAUCAAGGGACGUGCCAAGGCUGCUGGAAGAAACCCAGACCACUUGAAGAUCCUUCCAGCUGCUCUCAUUAUUAUUGGAGAUACGGUGGAGGAAGCCAAGGCGAAGCGUCUUGAGCUGGACAGUCUUGUGCACUACGAUAGCGCCAUCGCCUCACUCUCUGUUGCACUCGGCACUGACGCAUCCGGCUUCGAUCCUGAUGGUCCUCUACCCUCAGAUAUCCCAGAGACCAACGCAAGCAAGACGGGCCGCGCCGGGGUCAUAAAGCUCGCUGAAGAAGAGGGACUUACUGUUAGACAGCUGGCAGGGAGGUACGGAGGCUAUUCUGGCCUUGCCUUUGUAGGCACGCCCGAGAGUGUCGCGGAUGAGUUGGGCCAGUGGCUUCAUGAAGAUGCAGCAGAUGGAUUCACUGUCACAUUCCCUUUCUUGCCUCAGGGACUGGAAGACGUUGCGCACAGGCUCGUGCCUGAGUUGCAGAAGCGUGGGUUGUUCCGCAAGGACUAUGAGGGGACUACUCUGAGAGAGCAUCUUGGUCUUCCUAGACCAGAAAACCGGUUCUUCCAGUAG
Messenger RNA from Fusarium keratoplasticum, 1326 nucleotides. RefSeq lists its product as uncharacterized. Lineage: Eukaryota; Fungi; Ascomycota; Sordariomycetes; Hypocreales; Nectriaceae. Bases 1 to 1326 code for a protein of 441 amino acids. The transcript has a single exon. The record is from RefSeq and is a predicted model, not a curated record. Gene Ontology annotation, molecular function: oxidoreductase activity, acting on paired donors, with incorporation or reduction of molecular oxygen; monooxygenase activity.